AUGGCUCGACUGGCGCGAUACAUCAUAUGCAUCGUCUCUCUUGUGUUGGCCACGACCAUCCCCAAUGUUUGCGCAGCACCUACACGAGAUGACAACACGCCGAAUUGGGGACCAGGCCCUACAAACGAAACAGCUGUCUGGAACAAUGAAGCAAUUCACAGCCAAUUCGCGCCGGCCCCGGAGAACGAUACCAGCUCCAGCUGCCCCAAUCUGGCCGGCCUCACGCCCUUCCAAAUUUCAGCUUGGGACCAGGACACAGACAAAAAGUUCUGGAUCGGGACCGGCGAACCGGGCCGCACGACCAUGUCAUCGGGCGCGUUCAAUUUUCGACUCAUGAGGAAUUAUAGAAAUCAAAACCACAGGUGGACAUACUCCAACAAUUUCUUUCAACGCAACAACUCGCUCCUCUACUGCUACCGAAGGUACACAUAUAUCGCUGUCGCCGCCGGUGAUGCUUACUUCGAUAAGAGCAUCUACUUGUUUGAAGAAAGCUUGACCUCCAGUUCUGGAGAGCCAUUACAGAACUGGAGACCAAUUCAUGUGGAGCAGAGGCAGGACAACAAGAUUGUGCUUUCGUUGCCAGCGUCUAAUCGGACGAUACCCUGCUGGUCUGAGGUCUCGUCGCAUGAAUCUUUCGAUCAGUUGAAAUUCCGCGCGGACAAGCCGAAGAAGGGCAAGAAGAAGUGCCAUGGGAUCAGAGAACUGACGAAGGUGCCCCGUGCAUAG
Messenger RNA from Cyphellophora attinorum, 726 nucleotides. RefSeq lists its product as uncharacterized. Lineage: Eukaryota; Fungi; Ascomycota; Eurotiomycetes; Chaetothyriales; Cyphellophoraceae. The transcript is spliced from 2 exons. The record is from RefSeq and is a predicted model, not a curated record. The coding region runs from base 1 to 726 and encodes 241 amino acids.